AUGAGCGACAACAAGGCUCCCGUUACCGCCUACCCGUCUACAGAGAUCACACCUCAGAACCAAGAAGGUGGCCCAGGUCUCGACGCGAAGACAGAUCAAAAGGCAGAAUGGUCGCGUCUUGAGUUUUGGGACGAGAACCAGAAGCCGUACCUCAAGGAGUAUGAGGGUCGAGGCUUGAUGCAGGGCAAGGCUGCAUUGAUCACGGGCGGAGACUCAGGUAUUGGUCGAGCUGUAGCCAUUCUAUUCGCGAGAGAAGGCGCCGAUGUUAGUAUUGUGUAUUUGCCCGAGGAAGAGGAGGACGCACAGUAUGUCAAGAAGAAGGUCGAGGAGGCUGGUCGCAAAGCGAACCUCAUGCAACUCAACUUGAGGGAGCGGAAGAACUGCGAGCAGGCUGUUGAGCAACAUAUGAAGGUGUUUGGCAAGCUGAACGUCCUCGUCAACAACGCUGCGAUGCAAGAAGCUUGCACAGACAUAACAGAGAUCGACCUCGACGUAACAGAGAAGACCUUCCAGACAAACGUCGUCUCCAUGUUCGCCAUGUCAAAAUACGCACUCAAGCACAUGAAGCGCGGCGACUGCAUCGUAAACAGCACUUCCGUCGCGGCCUACAUGUCUAAUCCCAUGCUUCUCGACUACGCAUCCACCAAGGGAGCCAUCGCUACUUUCACCCGUGGUCUUGCGCAGCAGCAAGCGCCAAACGGAAUCCGCGUGAACGCUGUUGCGCCGGGUAUCAUCUGGACCCCGUUGCAACCGGCUACUAAAAACAACCCAGCGGAUGCUAUGGAUUCGCUUGGUGUUGGUGCUUGCCCGCUGAACAGGCCGGGCAUGCCGGUUGAGAUGGCUACAUGCUAUGUGCAUCUAGCUUCACCGCUGGGAUCGUACUGCACUGGUGAGGUACUUCACGGAUCUGGUGGUAUUGAGAUGCAGGGUUAA
Molecule: messenger RNA, 933 nt
Organism: Alternaria burnsii
Lineage: Eukaryota; Fungi; Ascomycota; Dothideomycetes; Pleosporales; Pleosporaceae
Product: tropinone reductase 1
Exons: 2
Coding region: 1-933 (310 amino acids)
Molecular function (GO): oxidoreductase activity
Source: RefSeq, a predicted model, not a curated record